Molecule: messenger RNA, 1416 nt
Organism: Aegilops tauschii subsp. strangulata
Lineage: Eukaryota; Viridiplantae; Streptophyta; Magnoliopsida; Poales; Poaceae
Source: RefSeq, a predicted model, not a curated record
AUGGGGGGUCUUGAUCCUGCGUUCCUGUCGCUCCUCCUUCAUGGUCCGGCCAGGGGUGCAGAAGGUGUGCCGAGGGCUCCUCCAUUAGUAUUCACAGGUGGCUGGGUAAUCCUAGCCCUGGCUUCAUCUUCGAGUAGCGAGGCCACGUCACCCAGCACCUCCGCUGAGGCCCGAAGGGUGACAGGGAAAGCUCCGGCCUCCAGCCCCCCGCCUGGGGCAGGCGGGCCACCUCAAGCUUCCCCAAUAACUCCCGACGCGAAGGACGGGCUUGGCCACACGCUGGAGCUCGCGCGCGGGAGUGGUGCUGUACGCCACGAGCUUUUUCAGGAGGCAAUGGGCGUGCUGAGCCGGCUCGGAGAAGAACUUGCCGACGUCGACGCCCGCCUUGAGUCAGAGGACCUUCGGCUGGCACACGAGUGGCACCAGUUGAAGGUUUCCAUCAACCUUGGGCUUCUUCAGCAUGAGCGCGCCGGCACGAAGGCCGCGGUCUCCCUCGUGACCUCACGCGAGGCUUGCGCCCCGGCCUUAGAGGAGGCCAGGGCAGCCGACCAACGCCGUCAGGCUGCCGAGGGGCAUGAGCGGGAACUCCAGGCCUUGAACGCUACCCUUGAGCAGUGGAUUGAGGUGCCCAGGGCCGUCUUCGCGUCAAUGAGGGGGGCACCCUCCGAAGAGAAGGAGGCCCAGAAAUGCGCGGAGGCGCUGGUGCUGGAGUCCUUGGAGCACAGCCUGGAGCUUGAGCGGCUGGAGGUGAGGGAGCGCCAGGUGGCCAUGGCUGAGGACGCCUUCACCGCUCGGGAAGCCAAGAUCCAGGAGGAGGUUGAUCGGAGGGUGGCGAAGGCUCGCACAGAUCUUGACGACGAGCACCGCCUGAAGCUGGAGCUCGUGGAGGCCGAGGUUAAGGGCAGGACUACCGCCCUUAAGACAAAGUUGAACGAGGCGGAGCAACGCGAGAGGGCCGCCAAGGCAUCUCAGGCCUCCGCCCAGGAGAACUUGGCCUCCACACGCGCCGACUUGCUCUCACUCCAGCAGCAGAUCAACGAUGCUGCGUCCCUCACGAAGAAGAAUGCGGACGAGGCAUGCCGUCAGCAGACGCUGCAGCGCGAGCACACUUCUAUGCUCCAGGCCCUCAGGGUGAGAGCCAAUCGAGCCUUGAGCACCAUCUGCAUGGAGAGAGCCCCUCACCCGCGCGAGGAAGAUUACGCUAGCCACCUCCACUUCUUCACCGAGGUCGUGACGCGCCUGGAGGACCAGGCCGUGAGGGCUCGCGAGCUCGUUGAGGAGUGGAGCCGGGGCCUUCUUGGGCAUGCUUUCUCACGCGUCUACAGUCACCUCCCGAGCCUCGAUCCUCAUUUUGACUUCGACGCCGCCAUAGCCCCUUGCCCGGGGUUAUCCAAGACAACCUGUCAAACUGGAUAG